Messenger RNA from Uloborus diversus, 3413 nucleotides. It is a transcript of the gene Etf-QO, whose product is annotated as electron transfer flavoprotein-ubiquinone oxidoreductase, mitochondrial-like. The transcript is spliced from 13 exons. The record is from RefSeq and is a predicted model, not a curated record. Lineage: Eukaryota; Metazoa; Arthropoda; Arachnida; Araneae; Uloboridae. Bases 59 to 1852 code for a protein of 597 amino acids. Gene Ontology annotation, biological process: electron transport chain. Gene Ontology annotation, molecular function: electron-transferring-flavoprotein dehydrogenase activity; iron-sulfur cluster binding. Gene Ontology annotation, cellular component: mitochondrial inner membrane.
GUUUUGUAAUCAUCUAUGAGCUGCGACUUAUACUUCAAGGAAGAAAAAUAGUUAAAAAAUGCUCGAACGAAGCUUACGCUUCGCUUUCCGAAGAAGCUACUGUACAAAGCUUGCGCAAAGAAUUACAACUCAUUAUACAGUAGUUCCUAGAGAAACAGAUCCAAGAUGGCAGAACGUUGCGAUGGAGAGAGUUAGUGAUGAAACUGAUGUGGUUAUAGUUGGUGGUGGUCCUGCUGGCAUGUCAGCAGCUAUUAAGUUAAAGCAAUUAGCAACUGAGAGAAAUAAGGAUCUUCGUGUUUGUUUGGUUGAAAAAGCAUCUGAAAUCGGUGGUCACAUAUUAUCUGGAGCUUGUAUUGAAACAGAUGCACUUGAUAAGCUUAUUCCAGAUUGGAAGGACAAAGGGGCACCAAUCAAAACAGCUGUAAAAACAGACAAGUUUGCAUUUCUAACUGAAAAAGGCAGGAUACCAAUACCAAUUUUUAAAGGUUUACCUAUGUAUAACCAUGGAAACUACAUUGUGAGAUUAGGAAAUGUCGUCAGGUGGUUAGGUCAGCAAGCAGAAGAACUUGGUGUUGAACUUUAUCCUGGUUAUGCUGCUAGUGAGGUCCUCUUUCAUGAAGAUGGGAGCGUUAAAGGAAUUGCAACAAAUGAUGUAGGCAUCAAUAAAGAUGGGUCACCAAAGGAAUCUUUUGAAAGAGGAAUGGAACUUCAUGCCAAAUGCACAAUAUUUGCUGAGGGAUGCCAUGGACAUUUAGCUAAACAACUUUACAAACAAUUUAACUUGAGAGUAAACUGUGAACCUCAAACUUAUGCCAUUGGGUUAAAAGAAGUUUGGGAAAUUGAUCCAGCUAAACACAAGCCAGGCACUGUGGAACAUACUGUUGGUUGGCCAUUGGAUAGGAAAACUUAUGGUGGAUCAUUCUUAUAUCAUUUGGAUGAAGGUUCUCCCCUUGUGGUGGUUGGUUUUGUUAUAGGAUUGGAUUAUGAAAAUCCUUACCUAAAUACUUUCCGAGAAUUUCAGAGGUUCAAAUUGCAUCCCUCCGUCAAACCUGUUUUUGAAGGUGGAACACGUGUGGCUUAUGGAGCUAGGGCACUAAAUGAAGGAGGCUUUCAGAGCAUUCCCAAAUUAACAUUUCCUGGAGGAUGCAUGAUUGGUUGUAGCCCAGGUUUUAUGAAUGUGCCUAAAAUUAAAGGAACCCACAACGCCAUGAAAAGUGCUAUGAUAGCAGCUGAAGCUGUAUUCGAUACUGUCACUUCUGAUACACCUUCUGAAUCUCAGACUAUGAGUCCUGAGCCUGUUGAAUAUGAGAGAAAGCUGAAAGAGAGUGACGUUUGGAAAGAACUGAAAUCCGUUCGCAACAUUCGCCCAUCCUUUCACAGUCCUUUGGGCAUCUAUGGGACAAUGUUGUAUACAGGAAUGUUUUAUUACUUGGGAAGAGGAAAAGAGCCAUGGACAUUAUCUCAUCAUGGUGCUGAUUAUGGAAAGCUGAAACCAGCCUCAGAAUGUAAACCUAUCGAAUAUCCAAAACCAGAUGGGGUUAUUACAUUUGAUUUAUUGUCAUCAGUUGCAUUGACUGGUACAAAUCAUGAGGACCAACCUCCUCACUUAACAUUAAUGGAUGAUUCUGUACCAGUUGACAGAAAUUUAAAAGUUUUUGAUGGGCCUGAACAAAGGUUUUGUCCAGCUGGUGUUUAUGAGUAUGUGCCAACAGAAGAUGGAGAAGGACAACGGCUUCAGAUUAAUGCACAAAAUUGUAUACACUGCAAAACUUGCGAUAUCAAAGAUCCUAGCCAGAAUAUCAACUGGGUAACACCUGAAGGUGGUGGUGGACCAGCAUAUAAUGGGAUGUAGAAUACUCCCUUUGUUUUGUAAGAAAUUAAGAGGAAAAUUAUUUAGAUACAUGAACACAUGUAUAAAUUGGUUACAUUUAAGAUUCAAUCUUAUAUGAUCUGUUUUUAAAGUAACUUUUUUUUCGAUGAAAUUAUGUUUAAAAUAUUUGAAGUACCCUUUUGUUUAUUUUUACUCCUUUAAGUUGCAUUUUUUUUUUAAAUUUGGUAUUGUUAAAAUUAAUGUAUUUUGUGAUAUAUUACAUUGAUUUAGUACUGUUUUUAAAAUUGAUGUCUAUUUUUUUUUGUUUCGUUUAUGUAAGGUUUUUAUGUAAUGAAUGGUAUAUUAUUAAAAAAUCAUUUAGAUUUUAACUACUACUGAUAAAGACACUACUGUAACUAUUAGGCAUGAAUAUAUCAGAAUUUCAAUUAAUGAAAUUAUUUUUAAAAGAUUUCAUUUUACAUGCAUGUUAUAGGUAAUAAGAUCACUUUCAAAUCAUAAAAAUAUCUUUGGAGCAAAAAAUACAGAAUUUGAUGUACUAUAUCCACUUGGUUAAGCAGGGUUUCAAAUGAGCCAAUUUCUAAAUUCUAUUUUUUACCUUACUUUCUCAGUCAUAAUGCCUGCCUUUUACUUCUGUUUUUUAAUUGUAGCAAAAAACAAACAAAAAAAAAUAGUAAUUAUAAAGUUAACAUACUUCCGCUUUUCAAUUGUUGCCAGAAACAGUGAAAAACAAGUCAUUAUAAAGUUAGUUUCAGUAAUAAAUGUAACAAUUUUAAGGCUGAAUCUAAACAAUCAUAUAUUUGUGGAUUUUAGGCAAAUAAUGCAGGUUUUCGAGUUUUUAAAACCUUUUUUUUUUUCACUAAACCUGUUCUAUGUAGAAAAAAAAUGCUUUUUAAUUCAGAGCAUACAAACUUGCAAUACUUAGAGCAGAUAAUAGUCAACAUAAGUUUAUUUACCCAACACAUAAACAAGUCAACUUUAAAACAAGUCAAUGUCCCCCUUUUCUAAAAAACAAUGGUAGGUAACAGGUAAAUAACUUCCAAAAAUUUCACCUCAAAUUAUUUUUUAAAUAAAAUAUUAAAAAUGGUUUUUAAUUCUCAAGACAAAUCUAUAAUCUAUUUAUACCUAUAUUUUCAUAGGAAACUUAAUUUAUACAUGUGUUCAUCUUUAAGGACAUACAUUUUAUAUAUAGUUAUAAAUAUAUGAAGUGCUCUAAGGUAAUGCUUUAAUAUAAUUAUGAAUGUUGAAAUUUUUAUUGUAAAUGUAUUUUCUUAUAAUCAAAACCGUGCAAAUGUUACAUCAUUUUAAAUGGCAUAGUAAUUUAUUAAAGUGUAAUUUAUAUUUUGUGUCUAUGAAAUAAAUUUAUUUUUAAAUUGAAAAUAUUUAGUGUGUAUAGUUAAUAAAAAAUUCAGCUUUAAUGUAAGAAGUCUCUAAAUAACUUGGUUUCAAGUCAGAAAUGUUGUCAGAGUUCUGUUUAGUCUUUUCUUUUUUUAAGUGUAGCAGAAGCAUAAAUAAAAAAAUAAUAAAUAAAUAAAAAACCCUGCUUGUCUUGCAAAAAUAUUUUAAUCCCAACAAAUCAAUUGUA